Pseudophryne corroboree (corroboree frog) is the source of this 9804-nucleotide messenger RNA. RefSeq names its product von Willebrand factor (gene VWF). Gene Ontology annotation, biological process: cell-substrate adhesion; blood coagulation. Gene Ontology annotation, cellular component: extracellular matrix. Gene Ontology annotation, molecular function: protein binding. The transcript is spliced from 52 exons. The coding region runs from base 65 to 8533 and encodes 2822 amino acids. The record is from RefSeq and is a predicted model, not a curated record. NCBI's taxonomy places the organism in Eukaryota, Metazoa, Chordata, Amphibia, Anura, Myobatrachidae.
AAGAUGUCAAACUUCUAGGUCCCCCUACUUCUUUCCAGCCGUGAAGGAAUACAGAAGCCAUGGGAUGCUGAGCACUGAGCCCACCAAUCACUCCGGAAAAAUGAGUUACCUGCAGCUGGUCAUUUUGCUGGUGGUCUGCUGUCUCCCACCUGGAACACCUCUGGAUGUGUUUGGAAAACCAGAUAGCUCCUUGCUUUCAAGAUGCAGUCUGUUUGGAGAAAGCCACAUUAGAACAUUUGACGGAACCUUCUAUGAUUUCACUGGAGACUGUAGUUACAAGCUGGCUGGAGACUGUCAUAAACAUGCGUUCUCACUGUUAGUGGAUUACAGAAACGGUAAAAAGAAGAGCGUGUCAAUGUAUCUGGGAGACUAUUAUGACAUUCACAUGUAUUUGGAUGGGACAGUAACUGAAGGAGAAAAAAGCAUUUCUAUGCCUUAUGCCUUUAAUGGGAUAUUUCUGGAAAAUGAAGCUGGAUACCACAAACUGUCCAGUCAAGAACAUGGCAUUAUGGUGAAGAUUGACAUUGGCGGAAACGUGCAGAUCUUGUUGUCCAAUGAACAUUAUAACAGAACAUGUGGGCUCUGUGGCAACUUCAAUCAGUUUGCAGAAGAUGAUUUUCUGACUCAGGAAGGAAUUGUAGCAGAAAAGAGCUUCGAGUUUGCCAAUUCCUGGGCAAUGCAGGGAGGUGAUAAGAGAUGUAAACGGAUCUACCCACCGAGUAACACCUGUAACAUUUCAUCUGAGGUGUCCGAGAAGGACUUCAUGCAGAGAUGUCAAUUUCUAAAAACAUCCCCAGCGUUCACAAAGUGCCAUCAAGCUGUAGAUCCUGACCCCUUCGUCGCCAUUUGUGAGAAUGACAUGUGCGAGUGUGCGGAGGACAUGCACUGCCCGUGUCCGACAUUCUUGGAGUAUGCGAGAACAUGUGCCCAAAAAGGUGUCAUUGUCACCGGAUGGCCAAUGGCGACUACAUGCCAACCCCAAUGCCCACAUGGGAUGAAGUACAAUGAGUGCAUAUCACCUUGUGUGAAAACCUGCCAGAGUCUCAACAUUAAUGAACUGUGCCCGGAACAGUGCACUGACGGCUGCAGCUGUCCUGAGGGAAAAGUCCUUGAUGGUUCUCUGUGCAUUGAUGUCUCUGCGUGCUCAUGUGUUCAUUCUGGUAACCGAUAUCCUGCAGGUGCCACAAUCACAAGGGACUGUAAUACCUGUUCCUGCAGAAAUGGGCUUUGGGACUGCAGCAAUGACGACUGUCCAGGGGAAUGCUUCGUCACCGGACAGUCUCACUUCAAGAGUUUUGAUAAUAAACAUUUCACCUUCAGUGGGAUCUGCCAUUACUUACUGGCCAAAGACAUGACGGACAACGUGUUUUCUGUGGCUAUAGAGACUGUGCAGUGUGCAGACGACCCAGACGCCGUAUGCACCAGAUCAGCUUCUGUCCGUCUUCUGGACAUGCAUAAUAUAACAAUUAAACUGAAGCAUGGCGGGGGAGUCUCAAUUGAUGGACAAGACAUUCUGCUUCCAUUGCUGCAAGGUUCCCUUCGCAUCCAGACAACAGCAUUGUCCGCAGUGCAGCUCUCAUAUCGGGAGGAUUUGCAGAUUGAUUGGGACGGCCAUGGAAAACUGAUGAUUAAGUUGUCACCAACCUACUCAGAUGCCACUAGUGGUCUGUGUGGGAAUUACAACGGAAAUCAAGGAGAUGACUUCCUCUCACUCUCUGGGCUUGUUGAGGCCAGCGUGGAAGACUUUGGGAACUCUUGGAAACUUGAUGGAGACUGUGUAGAUCUGGUCAAACAAGACACAGAUCCAUGUAUCUUGAACCCCAAACGAGCCAGAUACGCAGAUGAAGUCUGCCUAGGCCUUAUGGACAAUUUAUUUCGGCCGUGUCACAAUGAAGUCAACCCCCUCCCAUAUCUAAAGAACUGCCGCUACGAUGUUUGUGCCUGCUCCAAUGGGAAGGAAUGUAUGUGCGCUGCUUUCUCAACCUACGCUGCCGCCUGUUCCAGGAAAGGCAUUCUCAUUGAUUGGAGAACACCAGAAUUUUGCUCAAUCAGAUGUUCUGAAGGAAAGAUUUACCAGCAGUGCGGAAGUCCCUGCAACCAAACCUGCCAGUCAUUGUCCCAUCCUGACACGAAGUGCAGAGAAUUCUGUAUGGAAGGGUGCUACUGCCCCCCUGGACUGUACAGCAAUGAAUUUGGGGAAUGUGUACCCAAGUCAGAGUGUUCCUGCUAUUAUGAUGGAGAGUUAUUCCAACCUGAUGAUGUGUUUUCAAAUCACCACUCCAUGUGUUACUGUGAGAAUGGGCUAAUGCAUUGCACAACUAGUGGAGCGCCAGGAGCCUAUGACAUAGAUGCUUUUUUCAGUCAAUCUGCAAGAGUGAAAAGAAGCUUAGUGUGUAGACCUCCAAUGAGAAAAGUGAUAUGCUCUCCAAAUGAUCUGACAAUGACAGGAUUAGAGUGUGCCAAAACGUGCCAAAACAUGGACUUCGAAUGCUUGAGUCCUUCCUGUAUAUCCGGCUGCAUGUGCCCAGAGAGAAUGGUGCGACAUAAUAAUCGUUGUAUGCUUCCAGAGAGGUGCCCGUGUUUCCACGCAGGGAAGGAUUACGCUCCAGGACAGUCAGUGGACAUCGACUGCAACACAUGUGUUUGUCAAAAUAGAAAAUGGAAAUGCACUACUAAGGUUUGUGACAGCACUUGCUCAGCCAUUGGAACAUCCCAUUACUUCACAUUUGAUGGCAUGAAGUAUACGUUCCCCGGAAACUGCCAAUAUGUCAUGACUCAGGACUACUGCAAUGGUGGAGCUGGAACUUUCCGUAUUCUUGUUGGAAAUGUGGGUUGUGGAUUCACCGGAGAGAAAUGUUCCAAAAAGAUUACAAUUCUCUUUAGAAAUGGAGAAAUUGAACUAUCCAAUGAACAGGUCACCAUUAAAAGGCCUCCUAAUAAUGAAGAUGGCUUUGAUAUGCUGCAAUCUGGUAACUUCUUUAUUUUGAAACUUGGAAGUGACAUGUCUGUUGUUUGGGACAAAGGAAUGAGAUUUUAUAUCACUUUGAAAGAAACCUACAGGGACAAAGUCUGUGGUUUGUGUGGAAACUUCGAUGGAAGUGAAAACAACGAUUUGAUGAGUAGUAAUAAUCAGGUGGAAAAUAACCCCAGUAACUUUGGAAAUUCUUGGAAAGUAAAACCUCUCUGUGCUGAUGCUGCAAUGUUCACCGAUGCUGCUACCAUGCCAUUGUGUCAAGGCAAUACCAUGAAACAAGCAGCAGUAGAACAUGCCUGCAGUAUUCUGUUUGGUGACGUCUUUGAAGAAUGUGAGAAAUUGGUGAACCCAAUGCCCUACUAUGAGAUCUGUACUUAUGAUACCUGCACCUGCGAGUCCAUUGGAGAUUGUGCAUGCUUCUGCGAUGCUUUAGCUGCCUACGCCCAUGUGUGCGCUCAGAAGGGAGUAAAUGUCCAGUGGAGAUCAUCACACUUUUGUCCGCAGAGUUGUGAAGAAAAGAAUUUGAAGGAGCAGGGCUAUGUCUGUGAAUGGCGAUACAACAGUUGUGCACCGGCUUGUCCAAAAACCUGUCAACACCCUGAAGCUACCAACUGCCCGCUUAAGUGCGUGGAAGGAUGCCAAGCACAUUGCCCCCCUGGUAAAAUCCUGAAUGAAGUAACUGAUUCAUGUAUUGACCCCAAUGACUGCCCUGUGUGUGUUCUCAAUGGUCACCAUAUCCCAGAUGGAAAGAACAUUUUCUUGAAUGAAGAUGACCCCGCACUCUGCAAACAAUGCCAUUGUGAAGAACAAACUUUGCAAUGUAUUCCUUGCACCAAGCAUACCGUAGCGACACCAGCACCACCUCCACCACCAGUGGAACCCACCCCUGAUGAUGAGGAAGAAGAGGAGGAGGAACCAACAGUGCUACCUGGGACAUACACCUGUGAGAAAGCCAUGGACCUGGUCUUCUUGGUGGAUGGUUCCUCGAAACUUUCAGAAACUGAGUUUGAAACUGUAAAAGAUUUUGUUGCCAGCGUCAUGGAAAAAAUCCGUAUCUCCCAAAAAAGAAUCCGCGUGUCUGUCGUCCAGUACUAUCAUAUACACACGCCCAAACUGUUUGGACUUAAAGAGAGGAAGAAACUCUCAGAACUGAUUGCCCAGGUCAAAAGCAUGAAAUACUAUGGCAGUGCAAGUGCUCCUACUUCUGAAGCUCUUAAAUUCACCUCCCAUUAUGUGUUUGGUGAGGCUCCAAGAAACAAUGCUCCAAAAAUGAUUUUGUUGUUGACCGCCAGCAAAAGUGAAAAGAGCAUAUCCAGUAUGAUGGGCUUUGUGACCAAACGUAAAAUCAAUGUGAUUCCCGUGGCGCUAGGACCCCAUUUCAGCAUGAAUGAUAUAAAACUGAUUCAGAGUAAAUCCCCCAUGAACAAACCAUUCUUUGUUUCCAAUGUAGAUGAGUUACCGCUCUACAGAGAUAAGAUCAUCGACUACUUGUGUGACUUAGUACCGGAACCAACAAAGGCUACAAUCAGGGUUACCCCUACACCUGGUUCCCAAUCUACCGAGUCACCCGUAGUCUUUAAUUCUACCACAAAGUAUAUUGUUUUCUUAAUUGAAGGCUCUGACAAAGUUGGCGAGGAAAAUUUUACUAAGACUCUGAGAUUCCUUGAAAACGUCAUCCAGAGAAUGGAUACUGGUGAAGCCUCCAUUCAUAUCACCAUCAUCCAAUAUUCCUUCACGGUAACUGUGGAAUACACAUUUACAGAGCGCCAAAACAAACAGUACAUUAUUCAGAAGAUUAGAGACACCGUUUAUAGGGGUGGCAAUUCUACCAACACUGGGGCAGUUCUGAACUACAUCACCCAGCACACAUUCCCAAACACAUAUCAAGUUCCAAAGCUGGUGUACAUGGUGCAAUCUAAUCCGCCGACUGAUCAAAUAACAAUAGAAACAAGAGAUCAACUGAAUGAAAUUAAUGUUGUUCCUAUAACAGUCGGAGAGAUACCAGAGCUUGAUAUCUUCACGAAUAGGAUAGUUAUUAACAAUUAUAACCAGAUUAUAAAUUUAACAGAUGAAGUGAUCCACAGCUGCUGUUCUACAGAUAUUAGAAUACCAACAAUCCCUCCUCCAAUUCCUGAAGUGCCGUGUCUGAAACCAAUGGAUGUGAUGUUCAUACUGGAUGGCAGCUCUUACAUCAAGCCAUCAGAGUUUGAAUUUAUGAAAACUUUCGUAAAGAAUUUUAUUAAAAUGGCACAUAUCGGUUCUGACCUGACACAAGUGGCAGUCCUUCAGUAUGCAUGGACACCUACAGUGGAUAUUGCAUGGACUGACCCUCAGGAUAAGGAAAGUCUCAUAAAGGCAAUAGACACUAUACAAAAAUUAGGAGAAGGACCAGGAAAAAUUGGAGAUGCAUUGCAGUUUGCUGUCCAGAGUGCCAUGUCGGAAAUACAUGGAGCAAGACCCUUUUCCUCCAAGAUUGCAGUGAUCAUUGUUGCAGACAAGUCCUCAGAUCAAGUGGAUUUCGCAGCCAACUUUGCUACCACAAACCGAGUGUCCAUUUUUCCGAUUGGAGUUGGAUCCAGAUAUGAUGAGAAUGAAUUAUCAAUUCUUGCCGGCCCGUCUGAUAGCCACAAGAUCACAAAACUACAACUGUUUGAGGACCUGCCCACUAUGGACUUUCUUAGUGGAGAUUUUAUCAACAAACUUUGCACCGACCAUGUAAGAGUUUGUAUCGAUGACAAUGGAAAUCAGAGAAAGGCAGGAGAUAAGUGGAUGAUAAUAGACCAGUGCCACGUUGUGACGUGUUUGAAUGAUGGUAUAACUAGGCUGGACAGUAGCUACAUGAACUGCACAAAGAUACCAAAACCGAUAUGCAGCAACAACCUGCCCGCCAUAAGGAUCGAUGAAACUUGUGGCUGUCGAUGGGUCUGUCCAUGUUCCUGCACGGGAAGCUCAAACAGACACAUUGUCACAUUUGAUGGACUUAAUUUUAAACUCAUCAGCAACUGCUCCUAUGUGCUAUUCAAUGACAAGGAGAACAAUAUGAAAGUGACAGUACAGAAUGGGGAGUGCAGCUCAUUGGACCAUCAGACCUGCAUGGAUUCCAUACAAGUGUCGUAUGAUCAAGAGACAGUAAAACUGUCACAUGAUAUGCAGGUCUCUGUAAAUGGAAGGUUAGUCUCCGUCCCCUACCACAGCGACACGUUUAAUAUAGAUGCUUUUGGAGCUCUCAUACAUGAUAUUAGAAUACAUAAACUGGACUUUGCUUUAACAUUUACACCAAGAAACAAUGAAUUUAUGCUUCAGCUCAACCCACAUAUUUUCUCUUCAAAAACAUCAGGGCUUUGUGGUAUAUGUGACAACAACCCAGCUAAUGACUUCACACUCCGAGACGGUACAGUUACAACAGACAGCAGCAAAUUCAUCAAACAGUGGACCUUGGCCGACACUUUCGGGAGGACAUGCGAAACCAAACUCGAUGAUGUGUGUUCCCAGUCUCCGAGCCCCAUGUGCAGCAUUCUACUUUCCAAAACAUUUGAAGAAUGCCACUCAAAGGUUCAACCCAGCAGUUUCUUUGCACUGUGUGAAGAGAACAGCUGUCACGGGCAGGAUUUCUGUGGGACCAUUGCAAGUUACAGUCAUCUUUGUAGGAUCCACGGAGUAUGUGUGAACUGGAGGACACCAGAUCUGUGCCCAAUGGACUGUCCAAGUACAAUGGUGUAUAAUCACUGCCGCGUGGGAUGCAACGCAGACUGUGAGAAUGCACACAACGAAACUGUGUGCUCUGUCCAUCCAGCGGAAGGCUGCUUCUGCCCAGAUGGAGAUGUGAUUCUAAAUGGUAAAUGUGUCUCGGAAGAAGCUUGCACCCAGUGCACGGACAGCUAUGGAGAGACCCACAAGCACCUGGAGACCUGGAUCCCCUCUCAUGACCCCUGCGGCAUCUGCAUCUGCCUCAACGCCAGGGAGAUUCGCUGCUCCACAAAGCCGUGUCCUACAGUUACACCUGUCACCUGUGGCCCUUGUGAAACUCCAUCCUUGAAAAAGACUUCAGACCACUGCUGUCCAGAGUAUGAAUGUGUUUGCGAUACCAGUACCUGUGAGAUACCUCCUGUGCCACACUGUGACAACGGGCUGGAGCCCGUACUAACCAACCCAAGAGAUUGCAGGCCGAACUAUGAGUGCACCUGCAGGAGAGAAACCUGUCCUGUGCUGAGACGUCCCAGCUGCCCACCUUACAAGACGCUGACCAGGAUGAGCACGGAGUGCUGUGAUACUUACGAGUGUACUUGUAGCUGUUCCAACUCCACCGACACCUGUCCAGAUGGAUACCUAUCCUCUAUCCAUGUCAAUGAGUGCGGCUGCACAACUGUCAGCUGUACUGCAGAUAAGGUCUGCAUGCAUAAGAACAAUCUGUAUCGCGUUGGAAGUCUGUGGGAAGAUGGCUGCCAGAACUGCAGAUGUACCGACAUAACCGACCCCGUAACAGGCCUUCAUGUAACUGAGUGUGUGAGAAAGCCAUGCAACAGAAUCUGUGGUCCAGCCUUCAAAUAUGUGACCAAGGAAAACGAGUGCUGUGGAACGUGUAAGAAAGCAGUGUGUGAACAGGAGGUGUUCUAUAAGGGACGAAGAGGAGAUUCGGAUGCUGCUGACACUCAGUACUAUUCAGUUGGCGCGCAGUGGAAGUCUCCUUCUGAUCCCUGUAUUAUUAAUGAAUGCAUCUCAGUGAAUGGAGAAGUCUUCACAGUGCAGAGAAACGUGACCUGCUAUGACGUGGAGACCAGGAAAUGUCCGCCUGAGUACAGACUGACGUGCAGGCCUGGACCAGAAUGCUGUCCCAUCUGCAUGUGUGAACCCAUACCUGGUUGCUAUCACAAUGGAACUAUUAUUGGGCCUGGAAAGACAUUAAUGUCAGAUGAGUGUUCCUCCUGUGAGUGCAGUGUUUCUGGAGAUCCUGACCCAGUAUAUACACUUUCCUGCAAGAAAAUCCGAUGUGAGCCUUGUCCAAAGAGAUCAGUUUUACAGAAGGUGGACGGAGCUUGCUGCGGGCAAUGCUUGCCAACUUCCUGCACUGCCACAAUGCAAAAUGGAACACAAGUCAACUUAGAGCUAAAUGAAAGCUUACAAGACGGCUGUCAGCGAUACACCUGCAAAACAACCAAACGAGGAGACUUGACGGUGGAAAUUAGAGUUACUACAUGUGCCCCACUGAAUGAACAAAAAUGUUUGGCAGAUGGGGGUACAGUUAAAAAACUGGAAGAUUCUUGUUGCAAAAUCUUUGUGGAACCAGACUGUAAAAAGACUACCGCUACCAUACAACAUCUCCAAGUUGAUGACUGCGUAAUGAAACGGCCAUACAAUGUGCACUUUUGUGAGGGCAAGUGCACCAGUAAGUCUAUCUACGCCGCUGAGACAAACAGUAUGGAAGAGCAAUGCAUAUGUUGUUCUGCAAAACAGACAGAGUCGAUGAAAGUUCUCCUCUUUUGCAACAAUGGGACUACAGUGGAACACGAAGUGUUACAAGCCACAAACUGUGAAUGUCUGUCUCGAAAAUGUACUAAGUAACACUGUACACAAAUGGUUAUACUGCCGCACUCUAAUCCUUAAACCAUACAAAGUACCUCUCUAAUCCACUCUAUACACCAUGACUGUAGUCAUUGCUGUCACAAUAUUGUAACGUUAGAAAGACCAUUAGUUGAUAGUAUGUAAUGUGUUUAUCCUACUUACAACACAGAAUCAAAGGAUGUAUUGGAAAGACAACUGGUUACAUGCAUGUCAUCCAUGCUUAUGUGAUGAUUAAAAGGACAAUGGGCCUGCUUCAUGUCUGUAAGUAAAGCCAAAAAAUCAAGUAACUUUGUGCCCGGAAGAAAGCAUGUUGCCAUGCAAUUGGAGCAAAUACAUUUCUAUUGUUUCUGUGCAGGUUAAAUACUGGCUGCUUUUGUAUGUAGGCCACAAAUGGCUUCAUUUUUAUACAGCAAUUUAGAUCUCAGUUUGAACACCCCCACCCAAAUCUAAAUCUCUCUGCACAUGUUACAUCUGCCCCACCUGCAGUGCAGCAUGGUUUUGGCCAGUCACUUGCCUUUUUGCUUUAAUUACAAGCAAGAACGUGUCUUCUCUACUGUGUGGGAAAUUGGUAUACAGUAUAUGUUUUGCUCAUGGAGGCAGCCAUAUUGGAAAUUCCUUGUUCAUAAGUAAAAAUAGGAAAAAAAGCACAACAUCAGCCAAGACGUUCAGAGGAUUUUUUGGCCCAUAAUGUGAAAUUCUACAUAUUUGACAAUCUAGACAACUCUCCAUAUAAUAUUCACAUUUUAACUACAUUUUUGUGUUAUUGGACAGUGUAUUAUAUAACAGCUGAAGAAUGCAAUAUUUUUGUAUAAUUGUUUUUACAGCAACUGCAUUACACCCUAUAGGAUACGACAACGCAAUGUACAUUCAUUAUCAGCACUUUACUUUUUACAGUGAAUGUAAAUUAUCAGGCAAAGUUGUGUUUUGUGGUUGGCAAUUAAGACAAUACGGCAGAUGUAUAAACCUGGAGAAGGGCUAAAGCAGUGAUAAGUGCAAGGUGAUAACGCACCAGCCAAUCAGCUCUUAACUGUCAUUUUUCAUAUUCAUAAUGAUUGGCUGCUGCGUUAUCAUCUUGCGCUUAUCACUGCUUUAUCACUUCUUUAUCUUUUCUCCAGGCUUAAUACAUCUGCCCCAGUGUGUUACGUGUUUUACUUUACAGUGCAUUGAAACUGUCAGGAGAGAAUAAAGUGCAUGAAUGUAAUUGUCUUCUACAAAGUCAUAGCUACAUCACUUAUUGUAUCUAAUGUAGAUGAAUAAAGCCUUUUAUUUUA